AUGAAACUUAGUGAAAUCACCACCUUCCAGCAAGAACAUCGCGCUAUUUCACUGAAUGAACUCCAAAAAAGAUUUCCUCAGAAGACCAUAAUAAGGGAUGAAAAUGGAGUAAUUCGACAUGAUUCACGCUUACAAAACGCGCUAAUGGAUUUUGACACAAAAUCUCCCAUAUACGUCAAUCCCAAGUCUGACUUGGCUAGGUUGAUAAUCCGUGACCUACACUGCAAGAACGCCCAUUGCGGCAAAGAUCAGACGCUGUGCUUAGCAAGGCAGCGAUUUUGGAUACCCCGCCCAUCCGCCGCUUAUAACAAAUACAUCAGAAGCUGUACCAUUUGCAAACGAUAUCAAGGGCUACCUUUCGGAGCCCCAGCAAUGCCUCCUCUUCCAGGAGAUAGAGUCAAACGAUCACGUCCAUUUGAAAACGUAGGCUGCGAUUUCUUUGGACCAAUCUUAGAUAGAAACGAUGAGCGCAUAUAUGUUUGCCUUUACACGCGCUUCACGACUCGUGCAGUUCAUCUGGAGGUUGUCGAAAACAUGUCUACCGAAGCAUUUCUUGAUUGCCUUGUGAGAUUCGUUUCCCGUAGAGUGCCCAAGCUUAUACGCACGGACUGCGGCACCAACUUUAGGUUGGGUCAACAAAUACUAGAAUCCAUGUUCCAAAGUGAUGAUACUACUGGCUCUUCAGUCAUGACAUAUAGCGUAAGCACUGGUAUCCGCUGGACUUUCAAUCCCCCAGCUGCUCCAUGGAUGGGAGGAGCAUGGGAAAGAUUAGCAGGUACAGUAAAAAGAGCCCUCCAAAAAGCAUUUGGGAGAAAAAAGUUCACAUUUACGCAGCUUUGUACAGCAGUCACGCGCAUAGAAGCCGUAAUCAAUACAAGACCGUUGGCAAAACUACCCUCAGCGGACAUCUCAGAGAUACCCCUCAGACCCGUAGACUUUCUACAAGGAAACUUAGCGUACAGCAUACCAAACGUUGGCAUAUCCGCAGAUCGCGACAACUCAUACGAUCCUGAUCUAAUUCAAACUGCGCUACAAGCGAAAGAAGCUUUGGAAUACUCAGAAACUGUAGCCAAUAAAUUCUGGGAAAGGUGGAAUACCGAGUACCUAACAAUGCUUCGAGAAAUACAGCAUCGAACUCCGUCAAUCCAGACAUACCGCCCUGAGAGACCCCAUUGUUGGUGA
Molecule: messenger RNA, 1182 nt
Organism: Cylicostephanus goldi
Lineage: Eukaryota; Metazoa; Nematoda; Chromadorea; Rhabditida; Strongylidae
Source: the annotation of a GenBank genome assembly